AAAAACUUUAAAAACAAUAAUAAAUAAACAUCUGCUACUGCUGUUUGGCCUGCAGCUAUUCUUCUACAAUUCUGUGAUUCUACUAUAAUAAGUUACAACAAAUUAUAAUUUUCACUCGCAAGUCUCAAUUUUUUUGUAAACCAUAAUGCUAGAAACGUAAAAUAAUAAGUUCUUAUAAGUACUUUAAACGUCAAUUAUAUAAAACCGGAACGACAUUCUGACGUUUUUGUAUUAACUAAUUCAUUAUUAAUAUUAUAAAUUUUUUUUUUUUUUUUUAAUCAUUCGCUUAAAUCUUGAGUAUUUUUUAUUUUUUCGUUUACAUAUUGCAGUAUAACUAGGCAACAGAGAUAUGACAUACCUAUUACUGACUACUGUACAUACUGCUAUCAUCAAUUUAUGCAAUAAUGACGUCUGAAUGUCUUUUAAAUUAGAAAAUCCAUUAAUUGUGUUAACACCCUCACGCUAACAAUAGUUUUUGUAUGUAAUGGAUUCUCAGAAAAUUUGCAAACUAAAAUUCAGAAAACGGAAAGCUGCAUCAAAUAUUUCAUUUUGCGUGAAAAAAGAGAGAAACGCGUCAAAUAAAAAAGUAAGGCAUUUAUAAAUUAUGGUAAUUUAAGAAGUAAUGGUUUUAUAAUCAAACAAUGUAAGUUGUAAUUUAAGUAUUCAUCUCUUAUCUUUUCUUGUCACUCCACUCAUCUACCUAAGCAUUCUCAUCUUUGUUACACUCAUUAUCUGUUCUAUUUUUUUGUCUAUUACCCUAUACUCUGAACCUAAUAGCAUAGUCUGUCUCACCAUGCAAUUAUAGAACUAAAUUUAAGUCUCUUUGAAAUUCUCUCGUCAUAGUUUUAUCUGACAGUUCACUUAAUCCUAUUUUUCAAAUCCUUAUAAAAGUCACUGUUCUUUUAAAUAAAAGAUCCUAGAUACUUAAAAAUUUCAAUCUCACCUAUAACCAUUGCCAUUAGCUCUCUUGUCCUGUUCCUUCAAUCUUGUAAUCUGUUUCAAUUUUACUUAUUCUUAGUUCUUUUCUUUCAAGUGGUACUUUCUAUUUCUCAAGUAUUUCUCUGUUAACUUGUUCCAUAUUUUCUCCUAUCAAAGCUAUAUUAUCUGCAUACACUAUGGUACUUCCCUUACCCAUUGUCUAUGCACAUAUCUGAAAUUGAAAAAUUCAUUGAAGUCUUGUAUAGAACUCCACAUACUAUUUGGCAGAAUUUUACACUGGAUGUCGACUAAACACUUCCCCUCUUGUCACCUCUUACGACAUGUAGAGGUACUGUGGAAGUAUUCAAAUUUCCUUCCACCAGGAAUAAAAUCAACAAUUAACGGUUUUUUUAAUAUUAUAUCUUAAAAUGUUCAAAAACUUAUCCUUACCCACAUACACCUAAUAAUUGCUGAGGGAUUUACCUAGAAGUAAGACCUUUAAAUCAAUCUGGGUAAAUUUACCUACCUAUUAAUAUUAAAAUAUUUGCUUAUGGUUUACAUUUAUUUAAUAAUGUGCACUAUUUAUCUGAACAAAUAUUUGAAUUAAUAAUUACCUUCUUAUCUACUUCUCUUUUAUGGUCUUGAAUCUUGAUUGAGAUAAAUUACAACAAUUACUCAAAAUAGUACUGAACUAGUUAGUACCUAUAAUAAUAUUUGAUUAUAAUUUUCAAAAUAUACAAUAUUUAUUUAACAUUUUUUAUUAUUGAAUAUUCAACAUUUAUUUCUUUUUAUUUAAUUUAUAAGAUAAAACAUAUCCUCAAUAUGCCUAUAUUAUAUAGAAAACCUAUGUAUAUUAUUAAUUUGAGUCUAUGUAUCAAUAGGACAAAUUAUUUUAUCACAAUUGUAUGUAUUGUAAACCUAAUAUUACUAUUUUUGUUACCUAACUCAUAUGUAACUGGCAUACUCUUCAGUAGAAUAGGUACUUUAAUAAAACUUACCUUAAUAAACUGAAAUGUAUUAAAUAAAAAAUAUCAAAUUUGAAUGAUCAGAAAAUUCUUACAAUCUUUAUAAGUUAGCUAUAAGAAAAUUAUAAAUUAGUUAUAGAAUAUAUUUCUUUAAAUAAAGACCUAUAAUAUUUUUAGACACAAAAUGUAUUUAUAAGUGUUUACAACUUUUUUACUGUAAGCCGGUUAUAUUUAUAUACAGUGAUUUAAAAUGUAUGUUAAAGGUUUGACAGAAAUCAAAAUGUUCAACACUAAAAUUUAUUUAAACUAAUACUCUGUCUAUUUAUAGAAUUUUGAAUAAAGGUUCUCAUUUGAAUUUCUAAAGUUGAUGCUUACCCCCUCCUCCCUCCAAAAAUAUAGUAAAAAAUGAUCUACAAAUUAUUUUAGAUAUUUAUAAAUCAAAAAAUGUUUGGAUUAUACAUUUUUAAAUAUUUUAAAUAUUUACAUGAUAAAAUAGCUAUAACAUAAAUUUUAAAUCAACUUGUAUGUUUUUUCAUUCAAACCCUAAUUAUAAUUACAUAAGUAAAUAACAAUAUAACUAAACAAAAAAAUUGCAGCAACUUCUUUCAAAUUAAAUUUUUGUUCCAUAUUUCUUUGUAGUUAAUAUAGAUUGUAUAGUAUAUACUAUAUACAAUGUAUUUUUAAAAUAGAAGAUUAAUAAGAAAGUACUUGGGAACAAAAUAUGAUCUAUAAUAGAUAUAUUGAAUAUUUACAGAUAUUAGAAAUUAUUCAGAAACCAUUAGCCGAAAGAACCAUUGAUGAUGAAGAAAUACUCAACACAUGUAAGGAUACUGUACAGAAAAUCUCUCAAAGGUAUUUUCAUUAAUUUGUAUACUGCUUAUUAUUUAUAUAUAAAUACAUAAUAUUAUGUUAUAGGUACCUUUUAGUUUUUAAUAAACAAUUAUUUAGAGGUUACCUACAAAUAUCUUAAAUAUUUAAUAGAAACUCAUAUUUACACAAUUAAUUAUUUGACAUCAAGCACCGUUCUCACUAAUAUAAACAUUGAAUUUUAAAUGAAAUUUUUGAUUGACCAAUUAUGGUUGUUUAUCGGCCAUAAAAUCAGUUAAAAAAUCAGACACACACCUUUAUUUACAUUGAUGAAAGUGGCCCUUAUUCUUUUAAUAAUAUUAACAACAAUUAUUAUUGUAAUAAAAAAAUAAUUGUGAUUGGUGAUAAUGUUUUUAGGUUUGAUGUUUUUCAAAUGUUAAGUUCUUAAAAAAAGUAAUACUGGGUUUUUAAAGUACUUAUAUUAUAAUAAAUGUUGUUAAAGUAGUGUAUAAUAAAAUUUAUUUUAUUAUAAUUUAAGAAUUACACACUUGUGAUUCUAAUAUGUUAUCUAGCGCUUACAUGGUUUAAAAAAUCCUGUUAACUCAGAUCUGUUCAUAAAAUUAAUCAAGGUUCUUUUUAUAAAAUUAUACUUUAUUCUCAUUCUUCUAAGGGUGUAAACAUUAAGGUACAAUAGACUAAACAGAAAAAAAUCCCCGCAUUUAAUAAAUACUCGAUCUGCAUUUGCACUACACACUGUUAAUAACAUCAACUAAUCACUAACUAUAUGACAUCAGAACAAUAAUAAUUAUAAAAUAACAAAUAGAUUAUAAAAUAUUUGUAGAAAUAUGAGAUUUCUAGACUGAUUUGUAUUAUCGACAGCUGUUGCCGUGGUUUGCCCCUUUGUUCAUAUCAAGGUAUAUUUUGUUUCUAAAUUAAAUAGGUACUUACCUCAAAAAUUGGGAUAUCAAACAAAUAACAUCAUUUAUAUAGGUAGGUAUAUUUACUUAUUACUUAUAUAAGUAUGUGCUGUAUUUAAUUCACUUUGCUCACAUAAAUCUUGGCAGGGCACACUUUACCAAGGCACUCUUGUACUGUGCCCACUCUAUAUAGGGAAAAUCGGAGUAUUAAAAUGAUUAAUUUAAAUAUUGCCCAAUAUUUUCAGGCAUUGUGCACUAUGCCUGGACUUCUUACUUCUUACUUAUAUUAUAUAUAUUUACAGGUUAAUUAAAAGGUAAUAUGUAAUUGUUUUAUAUUUCAGAUUAGAUAGACAAAAGAAAUUAAAAGAGCGGUCUCAAGAAUUUGAAGACCCAGUUGAAGUUCUUGAUACAAAAUGUGAAGAACUAGCAAAAGCCAUUAUGUCUGCAUCCAAUUUAAUUGUUUAUACUGGAGCAGGAAUAAGUACAGCUGCUAAAAUACCUGAUUAUAGAGGCUCGAAUGGAAUAUGGACUUUAUUAGAUCAAGGCAAAGAUAUUGGGUAUGUAAUAACUAGUGCUUUAAUUUUAAUAAACAAUGUGUAUUCUGAUAACUAAUUAAUUAAUUUAAGCAAACAAUAAAUUUGCUUUCCCCGUGAAUUGCAAUUAAAUUAUUUGAUUUUACCACUGAAUUUAGAAUUUCAAUGAUUUUACAUAUUUUGUUAUAUAUGUUAUUGCUGAAAUACCAAAUAUAUUAUUAACACAAUUUUUAUAUCCAAAAAACUGAUAUGUUAUAUGAACUGUUGCGCAUAUUUUGCUAUUUAGUCUAUUUUUGCUCAGUAUUAAUGCACAUUGUCUUUUUUUCACAAUUUUGUCAUGUAUUAUUCAAUCAAAUUAACAUUUUUUGUGUGUUAAAACAAUUUUCUAAAUCCCAAUGCAAACAAAUAUUAUUUUAAUAUAUUUUGUGUAUUAAAAGCUAUGUUUGGUUAAAAAAAAAAUAGUGUAAACUUUUGAUAAUCACCAUCAAUUGUAUAACAAACAAAGCUCUUAUAUAAAAUAUUAUACAUUUAGAUGCCAUGACCUAAGCCAAGCAGAACCAACAUUAACACACAUGGCAUUAUAUCGCUUAUUUCGUGAAGGUCUACUUGGACAUAUUGUUUCUCAAAAUUGUGAUGGAUUACAUUUGAGAAGUGGUCUACCAAGACCAGCAUUGUCAGAAGUACACGGCAAUAUGUUUAUUGAAGUAUUUAUUUAUUUUAAACAUAAUUUUAUCUCAUUAUAUUUUUUAGUUCUUAUACAUAAUUUUAUUUCCUGUAUUUAACAUGUGUGCAAACUAUCUAUACAAUUAAGCCCACACCCAUUUAUUAAUUAAUAUUAAUACAAUUAUUAUUAUUUCUAAUACUCAUACAAAUUAAUCUUAUAGGUAUGCAAUAAUUGUAAGCCAAAUAGACACUAUUUACGAAUGUUUGAUGUAACUGAACAUACAGCAAGAUUUAACCACAAAACGCUAAGAUUGUGUUAUGCUUGUCACAAACCAUUAAAAGACACAAUUGUUCAUUUUGGUGAACGUGGUAAACUUCAGUGGCCUAUUAAUUGGUCAACAGCUUGUAAACAUGCUGAAAAAACGGAUGUUAUUUUAUGUUUAGGGUCAAGUUUAAAGGUAAUUUUUAAAAAGAAAUAUUUAAUUGUAAUAUAUUAUACAAUUAUUAGGAUUAAUAUUUUGAAUAACUCAGCCAUUUAAACUUUAUAAUUUAUUUCAUUGUCUUGGUUAGGCUAGACUUGAUAUUAUAUUUAAUAAGACAAAAAAUACUAAUAUUUAUACAUAUCUAAUUAGAUAUAUUUAUAUAAUAUGAUCCUAUAUGAUUAAAUAAUUCUAUUUUUGUAUUUAAUAAAUAUGAAAUGAAUAAUUUGUUUACUACAAUUAUAAAAUAUUAAUUAUAGUAAUUUUUAGGUUCUUAAGAAGUAUCCAUGGCUCUGGUCAAUGGAUAGACCAAUAAAAAAGAGACCAAAAUUAUAUAUUGUUAAUCUUCAGUGGACUCCAAAAGAUGAUCAAGCUACUUUGAAAAUAAAUGGUAUAGAAAUAAUAGCUCACUAAAUUAUAACAAAACAAAUAAUAAAAAUUAAAUAAUGUUUUAGGUAAAUGUGAUGAAAUUAUGAAAAAAGUAAUGUCAAUCUUAAAUUUGGAUAUACCUAAAUAUCAACGUUGUCUUGAUCCUAUAUUCCACCAUUCAACAAUGUUGUUAGCAGCUGAAGAACAUACAACUGUGCAUCCCAUAUUAGCUGUUCCAAUUGAUGAUGUGCAAAAAAAUGAUUCUAAAUUAACUAUUAAAAGUGAAAAUUUAGAAGAAGACUGUAAAAAUAAUACCAAAAUGUGUUCAGGAUCAAAAGACCUUAAUCAACCUAUUGAUCUCAGUUUAGUAAAAUUAGAAAAUACUUCCUCCAUAAUUGAUCAAAGUGAAUUACUUAGCCUUCCAUCGUGUUCGAAUAUGGAAAUUAUUCCAAGUAUAAAUAAUUUUUGGAGACCAUUUAUUGAAGGUGUUGAGCAAAACUCAUUAGACAAUCGUAAUAUAUUGUCAUUGGUUGAACCAAUUGUACCAUAUUUAAAUCCUUUUUUUAUUAAUAAUAUGGAAACCUUAGGAUUGUCUCCAACACCUGUUGAUCAGUUUUAUAAGAAUUUUGUAUAUCAAGCUUGUAUUGGAUUAGCAGCAGUUGAAAAAUUUCAAAUAGAAAAAAAGCUAACAAAUAAUGCCAGUAGAAAAAAAAAAGAUGUUAGUGAUGAUAAAGAUGAUACUAAAAAAACCGAUGUUUCUAUAAAUCGUUACUGUACAUUUUGCCAUCCAGUGUACGGUUCAACUAAAUGCUUAUUUUAUCAUCAAUAUGAGUCUAAGUUUAAAGAAGAUGUAGCUAUUUGUUUGUGUUGUGAUGAUGAUACAGAUGAAGAAGAUGAAGAAGAACUCAAGACUGAAGAAAUAACUGAUAAAAAUGAUGAAAUUAUAGAAAAAGCCAAAGUUACUGCUGGCUGGUUUGGAAAAGGAUAUAAGAAGAAAAUAAAGAAAAAAAAGUAGGUAUUAUUAAUUAUUUUCUCUUUUAGUUUAUUUUAAAAAUUAAUUUUCUCAUUCUUUCUUUGCCUUCCAGUAAUUAAGAGGAUGUUCACAUGUGCUGACUCCAUCCUACUACUACAUGAUAUAGCAAAUUUUUGUUCAACAAGGAAAAUUCUAUGUCGUUAGUAUUAAUAUAAGAGUGAAUUUAUUUAUUACUAAACUUAAAGAUAAGAACAUUAUUAUUAUUAUUAUUUUAACAUUUGUUACAAGCGAGCACAAGGUACAGAUAUGGAAUAUUCAUUGACUUAUAUUAUUUACAAAGGUAAAAACAAAUAGAAUAGGUGUGACAGUAGAAUUUAAUAAUUAAAUGGAAACAUAUUCGCUAAGUGCAUCACUCUGUGAAUGUGUUGAUUUUGUACGUAAUUGGUGUAGUGAAUAGAGACAUAAAAAGAGCCAAUGAGCAAGAAUGUAUAGAAGGUGCCUUAAAAUUAACUUUGUUUAGUAAAUCAGGCGCAUCGAUAAAGCUAUUUAAGAGUUGCCAAGUUAAGUUAUUGGUUUUUUUACAAGGGAUAUAUGAGUGUGAAAUAUCACAAUUUAAAAAUGCUAAUAUUUAACUUGAAAAUUAAAGUUAUGAAAAAAAAAUAACAAGAUAUAUAUAUAAUGUUCUUAUCUUUAAGUUUGGUAAUAGAUCAGUUUACUGUAAUAUUAAAACUAACUGCAUAGAAUUGUCCCUGCUGAACAAAAAUGUAUUAAUGUCAUAUGGUUAUAAGAUGGAGACAGUACAUUCAGUUCUAAAGUCCUCUUUGAAUUAUAAUUGUACAAUAAAUUGUUAAGUUUUAAGAAUUACCAAUGGUAUAAAUCCACCUAUAUAAUACAUUUAUUAUUCAAGAGGGUGUGAUACCACUAAUAAUUCAAUUUAAAAAACUAAUUUGUGCAUGUAAAAACUUUUCAGGCUAUAGACUUAAUUAAGAAACCAUUUUUUUACCAUUAAAAGAUCUUUGUACAUUAGUUUUAUUUUUUCGAUAUCACAAAGUUAUUACUAUGAUAAUUUAAUCUGAUAUGAAUUUUUCAUAUUCUAAUUACUUUUUCCUGGUUAGUGACUGAUACAAAAGUUCCUCUUUUUAUGUGGUAAAAAUUUAGUUAUGUGACUUUUCCCGCUCAAAAAUGUUUCUCUAUAACCUAUUUAGUUUUUUUUAUGAAGAUUACAUAAUAAAUACUUAAAAUAAUGACACGAGUUUUUUGAAUCGAUAAAUUUUAGUUUUUCUAAAAUGUAGAAAUUAAUUAAACACUAUCCCUUGAAUUCAGGUGGUGACAUAUCCUCUUGAUAUUUAUACGUAAUUAGACUUAAACUGUCAUAUUUUGAAUUAUUAUUAUAAAAUCAGAUAUAUGGUAUGGAAUUGGUAAAUUAUAAUAUAGUUAUGUAAAGAGUUAAGAUUAAUUCUAUCUUAAGUUUUUAAUUUGUUAAAACAAUUUCUUAAAGUUAGUGAUUUUACGAUCUGUUCAGUUCAGAUCAGGUUUUUUAAUAUUAAGAAAAGUUUAAUUCAACUUUAAAAAUCAGUGUUUGUUACAUCACUACUUAAAAUGUAUUAAAUUGAAAAAUUUUAAGCACACUAAGUUAUAUAGUAUUAGAAAAUCAACAUGUUCAAAGUGUACUCCAUAAUUCAAUAUUUUUUUAUAUUAUUGUACUGUUAGAACAGAUUUUUAAAAUUAGUAUUACAUUUGAUUUACUAAAGUGCAAUAAUGGAUUGUUAUUAUUUAUUAAAUACUAUAAUUUUUCAAUGUAUUUUUUUUUUAUUUGUGUUUUUAACUUUUACUAAGUAAUUCAUUCUAGAGUUUUUAGCAUUUUAGUGUUAACCAAAACCUACUACACACCCUUCCACAAAAAUUAAAGUACUACAUAAUUUGUAUUAUUAGAAAAAAAGAAGUAUACUAUCAAGUAUUAUUAUUAAUAUUGAUACAAAGAUGAUAUUUGUUCAUAAACCCACCAAAUUUUUUCCCGUGUUAGUCGUUAGUGUCACUCAUCCUUUAACAGCAAAAGUAAUUAAGUUUAUUUUUAUUAUUAUUAAUACAAAUAUUUGAUGAUUGUAAAACACAAUUUAUUUAAGAAGUAAUAAUAAUCAUAAUUUUUUACAAAAUACAAAUUUUCUUUAUAUGGUUAUAAAAUAAAAAAAGAAUUUUUACAAUCCUAGAACAA
This is a messenger RNA of Cinara cedri, 8836 nucleotides long. NCBI's taxonomy places the organism in Eukaryota, Metazoa, Arthropoda, Insecta, Hemiptera, Aphididae. The record is from the annotation of a GenBank genome assembly.